Messenger RNA from Pantherophis guttatus, 5206 nucleotides. RefSeq names its product myeloid associated differentiation marker (gene MYADM). The record is from RefSeq and is a predicted model, not a curated record. Lineage: Eukaryota; Metazoa; Chordata; Lepidosauria; Squamata; Colubridae. Gene Ontology annotation, cellular component: membrane.
UAGCGCGUGCGAUUAAGGGGCGUCCAGAAUUUAAAGCCGCCCGCUUUGCUAAAGAGUUAAAGGCAAAACUAGGCUGGGGGAGAAUAUUUAGGCUAGGAAUAGGGGAUUGCUUAACGUUCCUGGGAAAUGAGGCGCAUUUGCUGAGCUGCCCCGCCUCCGCAAUGCGACCUUUUUGCAGGUCUGAGUGAGUGGGAGACCCCUUUGCAGGGCUCGAGUGAGUUGACGGAGGUUGCCUUGUCAGGAUGCCCCCGCCCCAGGACUUUUCUUCCCCUUUUGGAAAAAAAAGAAGCCCCCCCCCAGUUGGUUUAAUUUUGCAGCAAGAGGCAAAACCAGGGAGGUAAUGCUCUUUUUUUUUCAAGCAAACAAACAAAUGGAGAAGGCGCCAUACAUUGCCAAUGUGGCUUUGGCAAUCGGGUGUGCCUUUUGUGGCAGGGAAGUGCGUGUAACAGGCUGUUUAACUGGAACAAACGAGCACCACACUUUAUAGCAGGGGUAUCCGACCUUGGCAACUUUAAUCCCAGGGGAAUUCUGGGAGUUGGUGUCCACAAGUCUUGGAAGUUGCCAAGGUUGGACACCCCUGGUUUAUAAGAAAAGAGAAGUAGUGAAGACUUCAAGAUAUCCCAGGGCUGACUUCUCCAUAAAGCAAACUCUGGAAAGAUUUUGAAAUCUCAAAUUGUGCCACUUCAGCUUUAUUACAUAAUUUGCAGUUUUACAGACUUAAGUCUGUGAAAACUUUUGUUCAGUGCAUUAGCUAAAUAGGUCCUUCAUAUUUAAAGACAGUAUACCUUGAAAUAACUGCCAAUAACAGGAAAAAAAAUAUGCACUCUUAUGGUCGGCCAGUAGAUGAAAAUAACGGGUGCCUUUAAAAAGGCCUUUGUCUGAACAGACAUAAGGUGUGUGUCCUCCUCCGUCCCUCUCCUCUGUCCCAAGAGUGCAGCUUCUUCAUUUUGCCAGCUAUUUUGGUCUCACAAAAGUUUUAAUUAAGGGAGAUGUUUCUCUCUCUCUAUUAAUACUGUACUGCAAUAUUUUCUCAGGACAAAAGAUCAAUAUUUCCUAAAGCUAGUCUGGUGAGGUAAGGAUGUUGUAAUAAAUAGAUACUAGGUGUGGCCCACAUAAAGACUGAAGCUGCAUCUAAUGCUGUCUGGGUGCUCUGCAUUUUACAAUUCAAAGCACAAUCUAGACAGUAUUUAAUGAGAGCAAAGGAUAAUUGUGCAGUAGAUGGGACACGAUGGAGUCAAAUAGUAAAUAUUUGUAUCAGCAACACAGAGACAUACUGUAUUGUUGAAUACAUUUUUCUGAAGAGUAUUUUACUAAGGGAAUGUAUCUGUGUGAGAUUGCUGACAUCCAUAAGUUUAUGUCAUGUACUUCAUUGUGAAUGUUCCCAGUUCACUAGAUACUUGAUAGUAGGAACCACUAUGUUUAUUUUUGUCUUAAUUAUCCUUAUCCUAUUUUUUGUAAUAUUAUGACAAGAUUCCAGAAAACAAAAAUCUGUGUUGUAAAUAUUUUUCCUCCCUGCUCUAUGCUGCGGUUAGUUGUUUAUAAUAUAGCAACACUUUCAACUGCAUAAGAAUUUAUUAUUUUUAAAAUUCAUAACAGCUUCCCUGCUUGUUGCAGUAUGAUUACUAUAGGACUAAUGCUGUUAGAUCUAGACUGCAAAAAUCCUAAGGACCAUUAGAUAGCAGCCAAUAGUUACAUUUUCUAGAUUUCUUUGCUGCCAUCUAUUGGUUUUUCAGAGUUUUGCAGCCCAGUUUGGUAACCUUUCUGUUAUCCAGUAAGGCAGAAAGUUUCAAAGAUUUCCAGGCUGUGGAACCUGUUUGUUAAGAUUUUUUUUUCCCUGGAACCCUUCAAUCAAGAGGUCAAAGCUUUUGUGGCAUAGAUUGUGAUUGAGUGAACUUUUUUUCCUCUUUAAUUUCUUCUGGAGCUCCAUCAAGUUCUCACAGAAUCUUGAGUCUGGCAGAAAACAGUUUGAAAAAGCUUGCACUAGAUCAUGAUAGUGCUUUUUUUAAAAAAAAUAUUUUUAAAAAAGUCCUAGCUUUAUUUUUUUUAUAAAUAACUCAAGAUGGCGAAUAUACAUGAUACUCCUUCCUUCUCCUAACAACAACCUUGUGAGAUCUUUGCACAAUGCCAGUAACCCGCUCAAAAUCAGUGGGCAACACCAGUGCCCUGACCUCUCCCUUGGGAAUUGUUCGCCUCCUGGAAGCCCUUUUCACCUGUGUGGCCUUCAGCUUGGUGGCCAACCGGGAGGCCUGGUCUGGCCGCAAUGGAGACUGGUGCAUGUUUUCCUGGUGCGUCUGUUUUGCCAUCACCAUUGUCAUCUUGGUGGUCGAGUUUGUCGGCCUUCAGCAUCGCAUGCCGGUCUCUUGGAAGAACUUCCCCAUCACUUUCGCCAUGUAUGCCACCCUAAUGUGUCUCUCUGCUUCCAUCAUCUACCCGGUAUUCUUCAUUUCGAAUCAGCGUCUUAGUCGUGACGAGCGGGGAUACCGCAUUUCUGCCACCGUGUUUUCUUGCCUUGCCUGCCUGUCUUACCUCACCGAGGUCAGCUUAACCAAAGCUAAGCCAGGAGAAGUGACCGGCUAUAUGGCAACAGUCCCAGGGUUGCUAAAGGUAGUGGAGACCUUUACUGCCUGCAUCAUCUUUGUCUUCAUAAGUGACCCACCUACUUAUGACCAGCCAGAUGCUCUUAAGUGGUGUAUGGCGGUCUACUGCAUCUGUUUCAUCCUCUCACUUGUGGUGAUUAUCCUCUGCAUUGGCGAAUGCACUGGCUGGUUGCCGUGUCCAUUCAACAAAUUCCUCAGCGGCUACACUUUAUUGGCUGUGCUCAUGUAUGCCACCGCCACAAUUAUUUGGCCUCUCUACAAGUUUGACCAGAAACAUGGGGGAUAUCCAUCUCGAAGCUCACUCUGUAGAGGUAGCGAAUUCUGUGUAUGGGACAAGAAUGUUGCCGUAGCUGUUCUAACAGCUAUCAAUCUGCUGAUGUACCUGGCGGAUCUGGUGUAUUCUGCACGGUUGAUUUUCAUCCAGGGGUAGACAGAGGCUGGCAGUAAGGAGAAUCAAGGCAGCAGUGUACAAAAGAAGGGAAGUGGAAAGAGAAGAAGGGGUCAUGCUUUUCUCUCUUUUGUUCUGAUUUUUCCUUUCUUCUGUCUCUCUCCUCUGCCUGCAGUCUCAGACUAAUUCAUUCUGUUUCUCUCCUGCCUUCUCAGUUACCUUGUUCUUAGCCUAGAUUUAUGCUCUGUGCUUGCCACACAAUAAUUCUUUUCCUCUCUCUCCAUCCUGAGCCUAUUGCACAUAAUAGCCAAAUGAUCAUUUGUUGCAUGCAGAGCUUGGGAUGGCUCACAAAUUCUUCUGCCUAAUCAUCUUUGGCUAUUCCCACGCAUGUGUCUUCGCCAGUUUAGUUCGUUCAUAUUCCGAGGCAUGAGGAGGCUUAGGGCUAUUAAAGGUGGUGUUGCUUGGUGCCAGUCGAGGGGGAAAAAAGCAGAGAGAGAGAGGGCACACACUAUACUUGAUGGGGAGACUCCAGGAUGCAGGUUGUCCUCGACUUACAACAAUUCAUUUAGUGACUGUACAAAGUUACAAUGGCCCUGAAAAAAGUGACUUACGACCAUUUUUCAUACUUAACCAUUGCAGCAUCCCCAUGAUCAUGUGAUCAAAAUUCAGAUGCUUGGCAACUGAUUCACAUUUAUGACGGCUGCAGUGUCCCAGGAUCAGGUGAUCAGCUUUUGACAAGCAAAGUGAAGGGGGAAGCCAGAUUCCCUUAAUAAACUUGUUAUUAACUUAACACUGCUUAGUGUUAAGUCAUUCACUUAACAACUUUGGCAAGAAAAGUGUAAACUGAGGCAUAGCUCACUUAACAAAUCCCUCAUUUAGCAGUAGAAAUUUAGGGCUCGAUUGUGGUCGUAAAUCGAUGACUACCUGUAUUCUCAUAAAAAUCCAUUUCCUAACAUUUUCCUUAAAUUACUAAGCUUGCAGUUAGGUUUCCUAUUCUCUGUCUUUCUCACCCUGGCUACCCUCUAUCCAGACCGCUAACUUCACGACAACCACCACCAGCCAGUCAGAUUCAGAGGAAACGUAUGCAGCUAAAACAGGAACUUUGCUUAGCAGAGAAGAAGAAUUUAGAGCAUUCUUGAUGUACAUAUUUUAUUUGGCCUUAAAAAAAAUAUUCCUCCAUUUCAGUGCCUUAAAAAUAUUGGGUUCCUCUUUCUGUCCUCAUGCAAAGAAACCCCUUUGCCCUUGCCAAAUAUACUUGCUGUUUUCCAUUAUGAAUAUGUAUUUGGGGUGGGGGGAGGGUAGAUGUUUACAGUAGAGCCAUUGGCUGCUUGCAUUUUCCAUUGGGAUGAAGGGGGACUGCACAGAAGCAGCUCUAGAUGGGUGGUUUGCUUUGCACCAUCGUGGAGGGUUUAUUCUCCAUGGUUGCUCGGGGAGAAAUUAACUGUACAGUAAUGGAUUCAUGUCUGCCUGUAAACCUGCAAUAGAAAUCCAGCUGUGUCCUGCAAAAUGAUUUAUGCAGGACCUGUUGAGGCUUGCAGUAACUUUACUUUAAAAAGGCAGUUCUCUCUCUCUCUCUUUUUUUUUUCUUCAAAAGUCAACAGGUUACAAGGAACACUAUGAUUUGGGGAAAUGGAAAGCCACUUAUUUGUGAUUGCACCAGGCUGAAAAAUAACAACUGCAGUGGAGCAACAUUUAAGUAAGGGUUAAAAAUCCUUGCUUUCAAGUUUCUUAACAAAUAGAUUGUUUUACAGAAAGAUAGCGUAAAUUGUUUUUCUUUACAUUUUCUUUACAUUUUGAUGUUUUUUUAAAGUGUCUAUAAAGACAUCCUCUGUUUUUUAAAUAAAAAAAGCAUAGUAGAAAAAUACAUGCUUUGCAAAGUAUUAAAUAUAUAACUUCUGGCUUCUUUAUGGUUGCUAAUCUAGUAAAAAAAAAAUUUAAUAUUCCAAGCACUUGGUAUUAGAUAAUAUUGCUUUUCAACUUCGUAUUUCAGAAAACAUCAGUCUUUUCCAAUUAGGUCAGCAAUAGAAGUUAUUUGUAUGUGUUUCUACUGCAUUUACCAUUCUGUUUUAAAAUAAAAAUACUUGUAACAACAUACAGCGUAGGUAGAAAUGUUAGCUUCCUUCUUGUCUCAAUUAUCCGCAACUUCAUCUACAAUGUGUUUAUUAUUUUUUGAAAUAUGCAAAUCCAUGUAUGUAUAAAAAAUAAAGGAGCAAUGUUACAA